UUCUCUAGAGCUUCCCUGCGAAGCUGGAGUGAAGGUUGAAGCAGCCGCAGGAUAGAUACACGACGUUGCAAUGCUAGCUCCUUCUGCUCCCACGCAAAAGACGGAGGAGAGGCAUUCGUCCUCCUCUUGAGACCGACAGUGCAAAAGGAUUCAUUCUGGGGCGGCUGGGACAGGAACUUUCGGAAAGGGUGGGAGGGAAACAAUCUGCGCCUCCCCUUUACUUCCAGCGGUGGCCAGAGGUGGAAGGGGCUCUGAGCCUCGAUCCUUCUCAGUGCAGUUGCUCCAGCAACGAGGGACAUGAAGUGGUGAUUGAGUCGUUUGACCGCGGGGAUGCCUCCCGAGAGCCGCCGCCUUUCAUACUGACUGAGGAGGAGCCUGGCAGUGAAAAGAGAGGGACGGAUCUAAAUAGACCCGUCGGAGCGGGAGAGGGAAGAAGGAAGAGGAGGGAUUCAACCCCAGCAGCCGCCACUCUCUGAAAGCAGAUUACAAUUAGCCCUUUAAAAAUGGCUGCUUUCAAACUGUCAGCUGGGACAGGAGAGGGCUUUUAACUCUUCGUCCGCUCCCCCCCCCAUUUUGGGGGACGAGGCGGGGAAAGAGGAGUUUGGGCCCAUUUGGUGUGUGGGAUGCUGGAAAGGUUCUGAGGAAAUCCUGAGGCGCUUCUCUCAGUGCCCGCCUGUCUGGAAGAGGAAGCAUCCCUUCCACUGCCAUCCUUGCCUGGCUCUUGCAGCUGAAAGAGGCCGAGUUACAAAGAGAUAUAUUGGAGGGGGGGCGAAGGAGGGGCUAUAUUAUCCUAGGUGGGUUGGGCUGGGGCAUGUUGUGAGGGGAAGCUGCAAGGUCAGGAGAGUCCUCUGUUCAUGGAAGACGGGAGCAAUGAGCCCUGAGGACGAAGAGGAAGAAGAGGCGGGAAGGCUGCUUCUGCUACUGGCGUUUUACUUAAGGGAUAAACAGGCGUUGUGAGAAGCGCGUGAAGGGCGGCUGGAAGCAGGAUUGGGAGGCGGGGGGAUUGCCUAUUUUAUAUUCCAACUGAAUUAUCUAAUUUUCUUCAAGACACAUUUUUUUUAGCCGGCGUGUUUCUUGGAGGACCUACUCUGCUUUCUUUCUCAUCCGUAUUAAACUCGGGCUCUUUCUGACCUGGGUGAUGUGCACGGAGUGGUGGGGAUUGUUUUCAUCCUUGUUAGAGCUGCACAAGGAACGGGGUUAAUCUCUUCCCCCACCCCCAAUCCAGGCUCUUCUGAGAGUCAGUUGUGGAUAUUUUCUGUGGCAAAGAUGCUGGAUCCUUUCAGGAAAGUCUUGCGCAGGAUGGGAGGCCCUCCUGUGAUCUCUGGAGCCUGGAGACCUUUUUCUUGCUACUCCUGCUGCUUCUCUACCGUUCUAGAUAUGAACAACUGGCUGCUUUUCUAUGGAUUACUGUAUCUGGUGCUGUAUGCCCAAGUCUUCCAGUCUAAACCCUGUGAAAGAACCUCCUGUUUCUCGGGCCGCUGUGUGAAUUCCACCUGCCUCUGUGACCAAGGCUGGGUUGGAGACCAGUGUCAGCACUGCCAAGGCAGGUUCAAGUUAACUGAACCUUCUGGAUAUUUAACCGAUGGACCAAUAAAUUAUAAAUAUAAAACUAAAUGUACAUGGUUAAUUGAAGGAUAUCCUAAUUCAAUUUUAAGAUUAAGAUUUAAUCAUUUUGCCACAGAAUGUAGUUGGGACCAUAUGUAUGUUUACGAUGGAGAUUCAAUAUAUGCACCUUUAAUAGCAGUAUUUAGUGGUCUUAUAGUUCCUGAAGUACGUGGAAAUGAAACUGUGCCUGAAGUAAUUACUACAUCUGGCUAUGCAUUGCUACACUUUUUUAGUGAUGCUGCAUAUAAUCUAACAGGAUUUAAUAUUUUUUACUCAAUUAAUUCAUGUCCCAAUAAUUGCUCAGGGCAUGGAAAGUGUACAACUAGUAGUUCCAUUCCAAACCAGGUGUAUUGCGAGUGUGACAAAUAUUGGAAGGGAGAAGCCUGUGACAUCCCUUAUUGUAAAGCUAACUGUGGAAGUCCAGAUCAUGGCUACUGUGAUUUGACUGGAGAGAAACUCUGUGUGUGCAAUGACAGCUGGCAAGGUCCUGAUUGUUCUUUAAAUGUUCCUUCCAUGGAGUCUUAUUGGAUUCUACCUAACGUGAAGCCAUUUAGUCCAUCUGUAAGUCGGGCUUCCCAUAAAGCAGUUCUACAUGGAAAGUUUAUGUGGGUGAUUGGUGGAUAUGCAUUUAACUACAGUACAUUCCAAAUGGUUUUAAACUAUAAUUUGGAAAGCAGCAUCUGGAACGUAGUACCUUUAUUGAAAGGACCUCUUCAGAGAUAUGGACACACCAUUGCUUUAUAUCAGGAUGACAUUUACAUGUACGGAGGCAAAAUUGAAACAAAUACCGGGAAUGUCACUGAUGAAUUAUGGAUUUUCAACAUACCCAGUCAGACGUGGAGUACCAGAAUUCCAGCAGUACUUGUUCAUGGCCAGCAAUAUGCGGUUGAGGGUCAUUCUGCACACAUAGUGGAGCUGGAUAGCAGGGAUGUUGUCAUGGUCGUGAUUUUUGGUUACUCUGUAAUAUAUGGUUACACAAGCAGCAUACAAGAGUACUACAUCAGGUCGAAUUCUUGGCUUGUCCCAGAAACAAAAGGAGCCAUUGUACAAGGUGGAUAUGGCCAUACCAGUGUCUAUGAUGAUACAACAAAGUCUGUUUAUGUUCACGGUGGAUACAAAGCUUUGCCUGGUAAUAAAUAUGGAUUGGUUGAUGAUCUUUACAGAUACGAAGUAAACAGUAGGACAUGGACAAUUCUGAAAGAGAGUGGUUUUGCAAGAUAUCUGCAUUCAGCUGUCUUGAUCAGUGGAGCUAUGCUAAUUUUUGGUGGAAACACUCAUAAUGAUACUUCAUUAAGUAAUGGUGCAAAGUGCUUUUCUUCUGAUUUCCUGGCCUAUGACAUAGCUUGUGAUGAAUGGAAAGUUCUUCCAAAACCUAAACUUCAUCGUGAUGUGAACAGAUUUGGUCACUCAGCUGUUGUCAGCAAUGGGUCCAUGUAUAUAUUUGGAGGUUUUUCAAGUGUUCUGUUAAAUGACAUCCUUGUGUACAAACCUCCCAACUGUGAAGCAUUCAGAGAUGAAGAGCUUUGUAAAACUGCUGGGCCAGGGUUAAGGUGCUUAUGGAACAAAAAUCGCUGUGUGUCAUGGGAAUCUGGACAUGCUAAUAUUCUUAGGGCAAAGUGUUCCAGAAAAACAGCUGCAGCAGAUGACAGAUGUUACAGAUAUGCAGACUGUGCCAGCUGUACUGCCAAUACAAAUGGCUGUCAAUGGUGCGAUGACAAGAAAUGCAUUUCAGCAAACAGUAACUGCAGUGUGUCAGUGAAAAACUACACCAAAUGCCAUGUAAGAAACGAACAGAUCUGUAAUAAGCUGACAAGCUGCAAAAGUUGUUCACUAAACCUCAACUGCCAAUGGGACCAGCGACAGCAAGAAUGCCAAGCCUUGCCAGCUCAUCUGUGUGGAGAAGGAUGGAAUCAUGUUGGAGAUGCCUGCCUUCGUAUAAACUCUAGCCGUGAAAACUAUGAUAAUGCCAGACUUUACUGCUAUGGCUUACAUGGGAUCCUUGCUUCGUUAACAACCUCAAAAGAAGUAGAGUUUGUUUUGGAUGAAAUUCAGAAGUAUACCCUCCAGAAAAUUUCACCCUGGGUGGGGCUACGCAAGAUCAACAUCUCCUACUGGGGAUGGGAUGAUAUGUCUCCAUUUACGAACACUACAUUGCAGUGGCUACCUGGAGAACCAAAUGAUUCUGGAUUCUGUGCCUAUCUCGAAAGGGCAGAGGUUGCAGGUCUGAAAGCAAAUCCAUGUACAGCUAUGGCUGAUGGCCUUGUAUGUGAGAAACCUGUUGUUAGUCCAAAUCAAAAUGCUAGGCCCUGCAAAAAACCAUGUUCCUUAAGAAUGACAUGUUCCAACUGCACAAGCAGUGGCAUGGAAUGCAUGUGGUGUAGCAGCACAAAACGAUGUGUUGAUUCAAAUGCCUACAUAAUCUCCUUUCCAUAUGGACAGUGCCUAGAGUGGCAGACUACCACCUGUUCUCCUCAAAACUGCUCUGGAUUGAGGACUUGCGGACAGUGCCUGGAACAUCCAGGAUGUGGAUGGUGCAAUGAUCCUAGCAACACAGGGAAAGGCCAUUGUGUGGAAGGGUCUUCAAGGGGGCCAAUGAAGUUGAGUGGGCUACAUUCUACUGAGCUGGUUCUUGACAACAAUCUUUGUCCCAAAGAGAAAAAUUACGAUUGGUUUUUUAUCCAGUGCCCAGCUUGCCAGUGCAAUGGACAUAGCACUUGUGUUAAUGGAAAUGUUUGUGAUCAGUGCAAAAACCUAACUACAGGAAAACAAUGUGAAACGUGUAUGCCAGGGUAUUAUGGAGAUCCAACAAAUGGAGGGCAGUGCACAGCUUGCACAUGCAGUGGACAUGCGAAUAUUUGUCACAUGCAAACAGGAAAAUGCUUCUGCACAACUAAAGGGAUCAAAGGAGAUCAGUGUCAACUUUGUGACUCUGAAAACAGGUACCUUGGUAAUCCACUCAGGGGAACAUGUUACUAUAGCUUACUGAUUGACUACCAGUUUACCUUCAGUUUAUUACAAGAAGAUGAUCGCCAUCACACUGCCAUAAACUUCAUUGCAAAUCCUGAACAGUCAAACAAAAAUUUGGACAUAUCAAUUAAUGCAUCAAACAACUUUAACCUGAAUAUCACUUGGUCUAUUGGCUCUACAGCUGGAACAAUAUCCGGAGAAGAGAUUCCUGUAGUUUCAAAGGCUAAUAUCAAGGAGUACAGAGAUAGUUUUUCCUGUGAAAAAUUCAACUUCAGGAGCAACCCAAAUAUCACUUUCUAUGUAUAUGUCAGCAACUUUUCAUGGCCAAUCAAGAUACAGAUUGCUUUUUCACAACACAAUACCAUCAUGGACCUGGUACAGUUUUUUGUCACCUUCUUCAGUUGUUUCUUGUCGUUGUUGUUGGUGGCUGCUGUGGUCUGGAAAAUCAAACAAACCUGCUGGGCUUCUCGACGAAGAGAGCAACUUAUGCGGGAGCGACAGCAGAUGGCCAGCCGUCCCUUUGCUUCUGUGGACGUAGCACUUGAAGUAGGAGCUGAGCAAACAGACUUUCUUCGAGGGCCAUUAGAGGGUUCUCCAAAACCAAUUGCCAUUGAACCUUGCUCAGGAAACAAAGCAGCAGUACUUACUGUCUUUUUAUGCCUGCCAAGAGGAUCAUCAGGAGUCCCACCACCUGGUCAGUCAGGACUGGCGAUUGCAAGUGCACUGAUAGAUGUUUCACAACAGAAGCCCUCAGAGUGUAAAGAUAAGAGUUUGGGAGUCAGAAAUCGAAAACACCACCUUUCAACACGUCAAGGAACUUGUGUCUGAGAUGAAGAUAAUGCAUUUGUAUAUUCUGUAAUGUUUCCUUUUUUCUUUUCUUUGUUAAAGAGCUUCCAUUGUAAGCUAAACUACAGCCUCAGUUUUUAUGGAGGCAACCUCCGGAUGGUGGUAAGGAGAAUGGUAAGAAGCACCAGGCUCAGCUGGAGUAACAGUUCUUCCUGGCUGUGCCUCCAAAGCAGGGCAUCCUGAAGAGAAAAUAUGGAUGAGCUUUAGGGAAAGAUUUGGACAUCAGUAACAAUAUGAAAAAUAUUGUUAAUAUCCUUACUGUUAAUCAUAACAGGAAAGAAACAAAAAAAGUCUGGGGAAAGACUGUACAGUGUUUUAUAAUGUGGAAGGAAACAUAUAAUGGAAAAUUAAAAUAAUUCUAAAGGACUUGUAUAGCUAGAAGUGAUGGAUUAUUCAGUUUCUCAGCUUGAUUAGCAUUAAGAUAUACACAUUUAAGAAAGCAGGCAUAGGCAUUAUUUGGGAUAAAAAUAUCAUCAUUGCCCAGAUAUGAAGGAAGAAUUUGAACUUUGUGAUAGGUAAAUAUGGCAAAAAGUGUAGUUAAAUGCACCAGAUUAACAAAAAUGAACAUAACAAAAAUGAAAACACAUAUAUGUCAAUUAGAAGAUACCUAGAUUUAUAGAUAUCAAGGAUUUCUGCCUUCCAAAGGAUCCUGUCACUGUCUAAGUUUGAAACAGGAUGAAGACUGGACUACAUAAGUCAGAAAGGGGAAUACAGCAGAGAGUAUAUUAUGCUUGUCUUCCAUGCCAACCAACUAACUGAUUAUCAAAGAUGACUGAGUGUGGAAAAGCCUGUCCAGCAGCCAAGAAUCAUUUCCCCCCCCCCAACAACCUCCUCCAAAAUUGCAAAACUCUGGAGGGCAAGAACUACAAGACUCUUUUUUCCUGUGCAGAAGUAGGUCUGAUUUUUUUUUACUAAUGUAAUAGUGAAGGCCAAAGUUGAAUGUAGAUUUAAGCAUGCUGAAGUCUAUUGAGUUCAACAGACUUAAGCAUACUCAAGUUUUGUGGCAAAUUGUAGCCUCAGUGUCCAGUGUUAAAAUCAAUGCCCUAACAUCUUCUUUGCAGAAGAAUGUCACCCUGGCCACAUCAGCCCCUCUCUCACAGUUAUUAAAAGUCCUCCCUCUCCUAGCAGCAGACUCAAACUCUUUAUAUUCAUUGUAUUUAAAUAAUUUCAAAAGCCUUCAAUGGCUUGUAGGCAGGUUUGUUGCUCAAAGCUCUUAGAAUGGCUUUUCCAUAUGGGAGGUCACUAAAACAACAUAUACCAGCCAAAACCUAAAGGGAUAUCAUUGGCUAUAUUAAAGAAAAUAUGUAACAAUCAAGCAUCUUCCUUGCUUUAUUACCAUUUAACACGAUUGAUUCCCGUGCAGCCUUUCCAUUCGCAAAAGGAAAUAGGAUUUGGCAGAGGCAAUUACUCAUCAAACAAGGGAAGCAAUUUUGGUCAGUUUUCCUUUCUGCCUCCCAUGCCAUCUCCCAUACUGUUUUGGAAUCUGAGCAUGAGUGGAACUCCACUCAUGGAUCUCUCAUUCCGAUCAAGUCACAUUCGGAGUAGACCCACUGAAAAUCAAUAUAUUUAAAUUACUGAAAAUGUAUUUCAAUGGGUCUACUCUGAUUAUAACUAAUGUUGGUUGUCACUAGGGUUGCCAGGUUCAGGGCCUGAGACUGAUCCUGUAUCUUUAGGAG
Molecule: messenger RNA, 7094 nt
Organism: Rhineura floridana
Lineage: Eukaryota; Metazoa; Chordata; Lepidosauria; Squamata; Rhineuridae
Gene: ATRNL1
Product: attractin like 1
Exons: 29
Coding region: 1267-5400 (1377 amino acids)
Cellular component (GO): Golgi apparatus
Molecular function (GO): protein binding
Source: RefSeq, a predicted model, not a curated record